Mastomys coucha (southern multimammate mouse) is the source of this 5180-nucleotide messenger RNA. RefSeq names its product fibrosin (gene Fbrs). Lineage: Eukaryota; Metazoa; Chordata; Mammalia; Rodentia; Muridae. The transcript has 18 exons. Bases 1065 to 4013 code for a protein of 982 amino acids. The record is from RefSeq and is a predicted model, not a curated record.
AUAAACGACAGAGCCUCGGAGGGAGGGGGAAAGAGGCGGAGAGAGGAAGGAGGCGUUGGCUGAGGAGGAAGAGGGAGGAGGGGCAGGGAAGUUCUGGUGGAGAAGAAGCCGAAGACUCCAAAGAAGACAGCAGGAGGAUUCGGUGGAGUUCCUCGCUGCCCAGCGGCCUUUCCGGAUCCUUCUAGUUACAAGGCAGUUAGGAACGGAGGAAAGGAGGAAGAGUCUUUUAUGUCGGAGGACAGAGAGAGAAGCUCUAUCCGUCACCGUUGCCUCACAUCCGGGACUUUGGAAGACAGGCUCCGCCCCCUUGCACCUUUCAAGGCUACGGGAGGCGUAGACCGCUUUAAAUCUCCUUAAAGGGGUGGGUACCGAACUCGGCCGACUCCAACGCCAGCCUUAAAGGGGACAGCCGAAGCUGACAAACAACUCCGGUUGGAAGAAUUGGGGCGAGUGGAGUUUUCCUACCUCCUGCCCCGCGCAAGAAGUUCAUUAAAUUCAUCUUAAAGGGGAAGUGACAGCUUGUGAAGGGCUAGAAACUUAACAACGCUCUUCUAAAAGGAAGGACUGGCUGUUUGAAGGCCUCUGGACUCUUUAAAGGGGUGGCCUCUUUCAGCCGGAGGACUGAAGACACUUUUAAAGGGGAGGUCGUGCUUUCCGCCCCUUUUAAAGGGGUGGUCCUUCCUCUUCCUCUGGGAGACUUGCCUCGACCCCUGGCACGGGGCCGCCACCGCGCUAGACCAGCCGGACACGGUGGAGUCGUCUUAAAGGGGCCGGGGGCUGGACAAUUUGAGGCCUCGCCUUAAAGGGACGGCCGCCCAGUUUUAGUCGUCGCGGCCCCGCCAGCCCUACAGGGGGGGCCUUCAGGCUUGUCGCCCCGGGGGCGGCGCCGGCUCUCUGGGCCUUGGCCUUGGGGCAAGCCAGGGGACAGCGGAUCCUGUUUUAAAGAGGAAGCCGGAGCUCUCUCGUCCCUGUGCAAGCGCAGGCGCCGCGCUCGCGACCCGGGGCCUGUGGACAGGCCGCUUCGGGCCCCGCCGCCUCCGGAUGCGGCGCUGAGGGCCGUCACCAUGGAGACGGCCGCGGCCCCAGGCCCGGGCUGGGCAGCUGAAGGGGAGCGGCGACGAAGACGCUGCUCGCGGCGAGACCGUGAUCGGGAGCAGCGGCGCCGCCGAGGUCCAGGCGGUGACGCGCCCCGGGCCUUGUUGGCCGCCCCGCGAGGCUCUUCAUCCUCCUCGUCACCGCCGCCGCCCGCCCGUCCCUGGUCGUCAGCUUCAUCUGGAGAGCGGCCUGGGGGCCUAAGACGGCGGCGGCCCCGACCCAGGCCUCGACCCCCGAGACCGCGAGCUCGGAAGCGGCCUGCCGGUUCGGGCAGCCGCGGAGAGGAAGACGAGGAGGAGGAGGAAGAGGGUGGCGCAGACGACGGAGAAGCCGAAGAGGAGCCUGAAGAGGAGGAGGAGGAGGAAGACUUGAUCGAUGGUUUUGCCAUCGCUAGCUUUGCCAGUCUUGAGGCCUUGCAGAAGGAUGCAUCUCUUCAGCCCCCAGAACGACUGGAACAUCGGCUGAAGCAUUCUGGGAAACGGAAGAGGGGGGGCUCCAGUGGGGCCACUGGGGAGCCAGGAGACAGCUCAGACCGUGAGCCUGGCCGACCUCCUGGGGAUAGGCCCCGAAAAUGGCCCAAUAAGCGAAGAAGGAAAGAGGCCUUCUCCCGUCACUCUCUGGAAGCUGGAUAUAUAUGUGACGCAGAAAGUGAUCUGGAUGAGAGGGUCUCCGAUGAUGACCUCGACCCUUCCUUUACUGUCUCAACCAGCAAAGCCUCGGGUCCUCAUGGCACCUUCAAUGGGAACUGUGAAGCAAAACUGUCUGUGGUCCCUAAAGUGUCGGGCCUGGAGCGGAGCCAAGAGCAGCCCCCGGGGCCCGACCCGCUGCUAGUGCCUUUCCCCCCAAAGGAUCCACCACCUCCACCAGCCCCUCGGCCUCCUGUCUCAUCCCCUUCACCCUUACCAGCUACCCCCAGUCUGCCACCCCCACCCCAGCACCAGCUGCAGCUUCGGGUCUCACCCUUCAGCCUCCGAACUUCUCCCUAUGGCAGCAGCCUGGACCUCAGCACCGGCAGCUCUUCACGGCCGCCCCCCAAGGCCCCGGCCCCUCCCGUGGCUCAGCCUCCCCCCUCAUCAUCCUCUUCGUCCUCCUCCUCCUCAUCUGCCUCCUCCUCGUCCGCGCAGCUCACCCACCGGCCCCCGACGCCCUCACUGCCCCUGCCUCUGUCCACCCACAGCUUUCCUCCCCAUGGGUUGCGCCCACCACCACCACCCCACCACCCUUCCUUGGUCUCCCCUGGCCCCACCUUGCCCCCACCCCCACCUCUGCUGCAGGUGCCAGGGCACCCUGGGGCCUCAGCUGCUAACGCCCUUUCUGAGCAGGACCUGAUCGGCCAGGACCUGAACUCACGCUACCUGAAUGCCCAGGGUGGCCCUGAGGUGGUGGGAGCAGGGGGCUCGGCCCGGCCCCUGGCCUUCCAGUUCCACCAGCACAACCACCAGCACCAGCAUACCCACCAGCACACCCACCAGCACUUCACUCCCUACCCCCCGGGCCUGCUGCCUCCCCACGGCCAUAUGUUUGAGAAAUACCCAGGAAAGAUGGAAGGCCUUUUCCGACAUAAUCCCUACAUGGCCUUCCCUCCCGCUGUGCCCGGGCUCCCUCCGGGUCUCCCACCAGCUGUCUCCUUUGGCUCCCUGCAGGGGGCCUUCCAGCCCAAGAACACGAACCCUGAGCUGCCACCAAGACUGGGGCCAGUGCUGAGCGGGCUCCCCCAGAAGGGGACACAGAUCCCUGAUCAUUUCCGGCCACCUUUGAGGAAACCAGGAAAAUGGUGUGCCAUGCACGUUCGUGUGGCUUACAUGAUCCUGAGACACCAGGAAAAGAUGAAGGGUGACUCCCACAAGCUUGACUUUCGGAAUGACCUCCUACCCUGCCUUCCGGGGCCCUAUGGGGCCCUGCCCCCUGGGCAGGAGCUCUCCCACCCGGCCUCCCUCUUCACUGCGACUGGAGCCGUCCAUGCUGCAGCCAAUCCUUUCACGACAGCUCCUGGGGCCCAUGGACCCUUCCUGAGCCCCAGUACCCACAUUGAUCCCUUUGGGCGUCCCACAAGCUUCGCCUCCUUGGCUGCUCUCUCCAACGGGGCCUUUGGAGGCCUGGGCAGCCCCACAUUCAACUCCAGCGCCGUCUUUGCCCAGAAGGAAAGCCCAGGAGCCCCACCAGCCUUUGCUUCCCCACCAGACCCGUGGGGCCGCCUGCAUCGCAGUCCUCUUGCCUUUCCUGCUUGGGUCCGACCCCCUGAAACUGCCCGGACACCAGGCUCAGAUAAGGAGCGACCUAUGGAGCGAAGAGAGCCCUCUGUCACCAAGGAGGAGAAGGACAGGGACCUCCCUUUCUCACGGCCCCAGCUUCGAGUGUCUCCUGCCACUCCUAAGGCCAGGGCUGGCGAGGAAGGAGCCCGGCCAGCCAAAGAGUCUGUGCGGGUAAAAGAAGAGCGGAAGGAAGAGGCUGCUGCUGCUGCCGCCGCCGCUGCCGCCGCCGCAGCUGCUGCUGCAGCCGCUGCUGCCGCCGCUGCUGCAACCACUGGGCCUCAAGGUCUUCACUUGCUUUUGGAGAGGCCCAGGCCACCCCCUUUUCUUGGCCCUAGUCUGCCAGAGCGCUGUGCAGGCUUCCCAGAGCCAACCUGGUUGGCAGGGCCCCCACGCCUGGCCAGGCCACCACGCUUCUAUGAGGCAGGUGAGGAGUUGACUGGACCAGGGGCCAUGGCUGCUGCCCGCCUCUAUAGUCUAGACCCUGCUCAUCCACUGCUAUACAGCCGUUUGGCUCCUCCACCACCACCUACUGCAACUCCAGGAACCCCUCACCUUCUCAGCAAGACCCCACCCGGAGCCCUUUUAGGAGCACCACCACCUCUUGUGCCCGCCCCCCGGCCCAGUUCCCCACCUAGGGCCCCUGGCCCAGCCCGGGCUGACAGGUGAGGAGAGGUGAGGGGCAGGGGCAAAGCUCCACCCCCUUUCCCCAUACCUUGUGACAAAAGUCCUAGGGCUGAAGUUUUUAAGCCAGGGUUGGAAGGCAAAGGUCACAAUUUCAUGGUCAUCUCUGAAGUCAUGGACCUGGGAAUGGAAUCCCCAGCCCCCGCAAGUAUCUCGUGGACUGUGGGGUCAUGGGAGGACAGAGGUCACAAGCCUCUACAGAGAAGUGUGUGCUUGUGCAUGAGGGGGUCAUUUCAGAGGUUAUGGCUCAUGACCUAAGGUGCACCAAUGCCCCCUCUAAGGGCCUCUAGGCCCUUGGCCUGCCUCCCCAAGGGCUCACUAAGCCAGAGGCCAAAGUGCCCCCCUCCCUUUCACCUACCACCCAAGUUCUCGUGCCCUCCGAGGGCUGAGGAAGGAGGAACUAAAGGAAUAGGGGUUCCGUGUACAUAUUUAUCACCCCUUCCACAAAUCCCCCAGACCUUUUGUACAUUUUUACAGGGGUGCCCCUCCCUAUAAUCCCCUUCCUGGUUAAUUAAAUCCUCAGACUGGUGCUGUGUUCCUAGCCUCUGGCCUCUCUGUAGGGGUAGGGUGUCCCAGGGGAAGAGCCUGGAGAGGACAGGCAGGAACCCAGGGCUUGACCCUGGGUAUGUGGGAUCCAGAAGGAGGUAGACCAACAGGGAAAGGGACCUAGAAUCUAAGCUGGAGGGAAGGGCAAUAGUACCUGGCUGUCAGCCCAGGUUUCUCUAGACUUGUUCCUAUUAAUUCUGUGUGGCCCACAGCUCUAAAAAGGCUCAGCCUUUAAGCUUCAGAUUCCACCUCUUAAUGGCUAAGUCCCUACCACCACCCCAUUUCCAAGUGCCCCCAGGAUUCCUGGGCCCUGUUCCACAGAAACCUGUCCCAAACUAAGGGAGGGAGAGGUGGCCAGAGAAGGUCACCGUGAAACACACACCAAAGAAGGGGGUUGGUUCAGGGGUGGGCAACACAGGCAGCUUCUUUAGCAGCCUCCCAGCAGCAGCCCCAGCCUUCCCAAAGCAGCAGCACCUCCAGGCUGGGGCCCCAAAUAGAAGGCAGGGCUCAGUUUAACAAAACCAUAACGUUGACUUUUUCCCCAGUGGGGCUUAUUCUGUAACAUGACUUGCGAAUAUUUAUAUAAAAAUGAGUGUUACAAUGAGA